Molecule: messenger RNA, 1019 nt
Organism: Beta vulgaris subsp. vulgaris (sugar beet)
Lineage: Eukaryota; Viridiplantae; Streptophyta; Magnoliopsida; Caryophyllales; Amaranthaceae
Exons: 2
Coding region: 102-842 (246 amino acids)
Source: RefSeq, a predicted model, not a curated record
ACCAAUUUUUGAUCUUACUAAACAUUACUACACACCAAUUCAAACAGAACAAAAAAAACGUUGAAACUUCAUCAAUUAAAUCAGUAACCAAAGUUGUAACAAUGGCAUCUAUGUUCAUGGUGAAGAACACCUUUUUAAAGGUCUCAAAAGCGAGUUUUCCUCCUCAAGUUUCUCCUCUUUAUCCUCGUAAAGUCUCACGAGUUUGCUUUACUUCUGCGUCCAAGUUUCAUGAGAAUCAAUAUGCUAGAGAGGAUGCAGGGGGAGAAGAAGAUGCAAAAGCAGCAGAAAGAAUCAGGCAGGCACGCCAAGUUUACGAGAGCGACGAAGAAGCGAAAGAAGUAGAGAAGAGGUACUCAGAAAUGAAGCAAAAAGCAAAACACACCGUCGACGAAAUGAAAGACAAAGCCAAAGAAGGCACUCAACAAGCAAGCGAUGCAAUGCAAGAAGCCAAAGACAAAGCCAAAGAAAGCGCGGAGAAGGCUAAACAGAAGGUGCAAGAAGGCACAAACAAGGCAAGCGAAACAAUGUACAAAACAAACGAGAUGGCGAAAGACAAGGCGAAAGAAGGAGCUGAACGAGUAGGUAACACUGCGGAAUGGACAGCCGAUAAGGCGAAGGAAGGGGCCGGGAAAGUUGGCGAGGCGGUGCAUAAUGUAAACGAGAAGGUGAAGGAGACGGCGAAGGGAGCAUGGGAGACGGCUAAGGGUGCUACACAAAAGGUGAAAGAAACGGUUGUUGGUAAAGAUGAGGAUGAUAAGGUGGUUGAUGAUUAUAUGGAAGAUCAUUUGCCUAAACGUCCUGGGGAUGGUAGGGAUCAGAAAAUGCACCGUGAUAGGCCUUAGAAGUUUGGAAUCAUGUCAUGUGUUGAAGAAUGAAGAGUAAAUUGUAUUAAGCUUUUGUGUUUUGUGUUGUGGUAGACUUGAUUGGGAGAAAUGGUGUAUACUCCCAAGUUAAAUUGGUCUAAGCCGUUUGCUGACUUCGUAUUUAACUAAUAAAAUUGGUUUAUGAUCUGGCCUUAA